AUGCCUCGAGUGCGCGCGAGCGGCGCCGCCGCCGCCAAUGCUCCCGUAGCCGCGACUCCUCACAAACCUGCUGGCAUCAAGAUCCCACUCAACGAUGAUCGCGAAGAAAAGGCAAAGCGUCUGCAGUCUCGCCAGGCCUUCCACGAAAUGCACAUGAAUUCCCUCAAGGCUGCCGCGUCCCCUGCUCGCAAACGAAAGUCCCUCGGUGCUGAACUCGCCGAAGGUCCUCAAACUCCUAGCGGAAGUGGAAGUCAAGACGAAGGCUUCCACGUCGGAGGAACUGCUGUCACGCCUAUGAAGCGUGUCCCUCUUCUGGCCAACUUUGAAGAAUGGAUGAAGAUGGCAACCGACAACAAAAUUAAUGCCACAAACUCUUGGAAUUUUGCUCUGAUCGACUACUUCCACGACAUGUCUCUGCUAAGAGAAGGUGAUGGUGUCAACUUCCAGAAAGCCAGUUGCACUCUGGAUGGCUGUGUGAAAAUCUACACUAGCAGAGUCGACAGUGUCGCAACCGAAACUGGAAAGCUGCUGAGCGGUCUCGCUGAUAGCGGCAACAAGAAAAAGCGUGGAGAAGAAGAUGAUCAAGAGAAUGAGGACGGCGAAGAUGAGGAGGGUGAAGACGGCACCAAGAAGAAGACAAAGAAGAAGGCACACCGCUCCGAAGCAACUCUGGCAACCUCCUUCGCCCAACUACAACUCAAGAAGAUGGAGCUCGAAUUCUCAGUAGACCCUCUAUUCAAGAAAGCCUCGGCAGAUUUCGACGAGGGAGGCGCAAAGGGCCUGUUGCUGAAUCACCUCUCAAUCGACAACACUGGAAGAAUCGUUUUCGACAGCAGCGACGACGCCCAGGACGACGAUGAGUCUCGACGAGACAGCAUGGUUGCAGGCGAGGAAGAGAAGCCAGAUGAGGAAGAACUCAAGGCUGCUCCUCCAGCACCUAUCGAUAUCUCUGGACUGGCCGCGCGAUUUUUCCCAGAUCUCUCAAAGCUUGACACCCAAGAUAUUUGCCCAUCGCUCAAGACCUUCGAGCUUGGCGGUGGCAGUGCCUCCAUGGAUCUACCUUUCCUCAAGGCUCCAGAAGAUUGGCGCGCGCAAAAAGAAGAGGAGGACAACGAUGACGCUCGUUCCGGCAUUGUCUUAGGUGAUGAUGAUGCUGUGGGUUUCGACGACGAUGACGGUGCAUUUGGUGGCUUUGAUAUUCCUGCUGAUGCUGGUUUCGGCGAAGGUGGUGAGGCAUGGGCCAAGGAAGCACACGUUGAGCCUCAACUUCGACCUCACGAUGAAGGCGCUGAUGUUGAUGCUGGCGUGGGUGUCGAUGCAGAAGGCGGCGAGGUGGGCGGUUUCGAUUCGAAUGGCAAUCAAUUUGGUGUCACUCUUGCGCAUCGCGGUGACGAGCAUGAGAACAUCUUGAGCUACUUCGACCAAGCACUACAGAAGAACUGGGCCGGUCCAGAGCACUGGAAGAUCAGGAAGAUCAAAGACGCAGCAAAAGCAACACCCGCAACAACAAAGAAGAAGGAGAAAGAGCCAUUCGAGAUUGAUUUCAUGAGCCCCAUGAAUCAACAACUAGCCGACUUGCUCUACACUUCAGCACCAUCGAACGCGACUAUCAGUCUGCCAAAGAAGGACUGGAAGAGCAAGACACGUAAUCUGCUACCCGACGACAAGCACUUCAGCUCGCGCGAUUUGCUACGACUUUUCCUCAAGCCCAAGGCUCGUAUGGGAUCACGAAAAUCAACACAACAAGCCCGUGGUACCGCCGAACAGUUCCAACAUGGCGAUGUGGAUGAAGCAUAUUGGGCAAACGCGCAAGGCCUAGCUGAACCGCAACCCAUCGACGAAGGUGCACGAGGUGAUUACGAUGCCAACUUCUUCCAAGACGAUGGUUUGGGUGUUGCAGCAGGAGCUGCAGAUGACGAUGACGACUUUGCAGAUGCACAAGAGAUGUUACCACCUGCAGAUGCCUUUGAUGCUGCACAACCAGGGGAACCUAACAGUCUACCGCCCAGCAGCCAAGAGACCGCGUUUGGAUCGAAUCUUAUCACACAAAGUAGACGCAUGCGACCAGAAUAUGUACAAUACGCACGUGUAGCGAAGAAGGUCGACGUACGGCGGUUGAAGGAGGAGAUGUGGCGAGGCAUUGGAUUCGAGGUCGAGCCAACACAAACACCGUCAAAAGCCCCGCCGCCGACCGUCGAUAUAUCAGAAGAAGGCACGUUUAAAUUCACAGACGUGAUGAACAACCUUCGGCACGUGUAUCCUCAGCAACAGUUAUCAGACAUCAGCACAAGUUUCGGCUUCAUCUGUCUCUUGCAUCUUGCCAACGAAAAAGGCUUGGUCAUUGAAAACCAGGCUGGCUUUGAAGAGCUGAUAUGCAGAAAAGAUGUUAGUUUCAAUGCUGCGGAUAAUGUUUAG
Messenger RNA from Aureobasidium melanogenum CBS 110374, 2415 nucleotides. Its product is annotated as barren. The transcript is spliced from 2 exons. Gene Ontology annotation, molecular function: chromatin binding. The coding region runs from base 1 to 2415 and encodes 804 amino acids. Gene Ontology annotation, cellular component: condensin complex. Gene Ontology annotation, biological process: mitotic chromosome condensation. The record is from RefSeq and is a predicted model, not a curated record. Lineage: Eukaryota; Fungi; Ascomycota; Dothideomycetes; Dothideales; Saccotheciaceae.